GAAAAAUCUGAAAAUUGUUUGAAAACGUCAAAGUUUUUCUAUUCAUCAACAAGUCUUUACAGAUUGAUUACAAAUGGCUCACCAUGCGUUUAGAGCACGUACUGUUAUGGUUGGUCCCCAAGGUCCAAUAGUAGCAUAUCAAAAUUUAAUGAAAAUAAUGAGUGUGGAAGGGCUUACACGUCAGGUGCAAUUACAACGUCGGUAUGAAAAACCAACUGUAAAGCGUCAUCGUCUAGCAUAUGAAAAAGCUUUGUACACUUACAAUACAAGUAUGAAUGCUAAAAUUAAUCUUCUUAUGAGAGGCCAUCGAACUGAAUAUCCUUGGAGUUAAUUAUAAUUUAAUAAAUUCAAAAAUUAUUGA
This is a messenger RNA of Hydra vulgaris (swiftwater hydra), 361 nucleotides long. RefSeq names its product small ribosomal subunit protein bS21m. Gene Ontology annotation, biological process: translation. Gene Ontology annotation, molecular function: structural constituent of ribosome. NCBI's taxonomy places the organism in Eukaryota, Metazoa, Cnidaria, Hydrozoa, Anthoathecata, Hydridae. Gene Ontology annotation, cellular component: ribosome. The record is from RefSeq and is a predicted model, not a curated record.